CCGAAUCUCAGCGCGCUGCUGAUAUCGCCCUCUUAUCAAACGGUUUCCCCGGUGGACGGAGACCACCGAGCGUCUAAACUCCCCCUCUCUCUUCCUCUCCUUUCAACCUCCUCUCCCGUGCUCUAGACCAUCCAUGGAAUAAUCUCUGCAUCCGAUUUCGACUCCUUCGCUUUCAGUUUCCUUACCUGUAUCUGUCCUGGCCCUACAUUACAUGUGUUUGCUCGUCAUCCUGUCCACCCGAACACCACAGCGGAGAGCGUUGUCAACUGGACUGUGCUACCGGCAGACUGUGCGCCCGCCUGUGGGUGAUCCCGCGAUCAUCCCUGGUUAACCCACGCCACCUACUAUCCCCCUAUCGAGUCAUGAUCCCCGGUCUUUGAGUCUCCUGCUGCUUGAUUCUCAGUUCAUUCCUUCAUCCGUAUUGAGAAGAACGGUCAAUUCCUGCAUGCUCAUCCGAUGUGUGCCAGUCGGUCUUUGGAUUUAGAGCCUUUGGCUGUCGAUACCUCCGCCGUGGCGGCAUCCACCAAGACCGGGAUUGUCGCGAUCGCCGCCGAGUGCACCCAAGAUCAAGAUCAACUCUCUACUACUCCCACGGCCUUUACGAAGACUCGCAGUCAUCGAAACAGCGGAGCGCUACGGAGAACGGAUUUCGAUUCCACAUCUCAGUCACCCAAACGACAGAAUACUACUACAACUUCGCCCAUGACGCUGACUGGCGGUGCGGCGGGCUAUUCGUCCAGUCCUGAACCGCCGGCUCUGUUCGUGCGGGCCAUGUACGAUUAUCAUACCGAUGAUUAUACGAGCCUCAGCUUUCGACAAGGCGAUGUCAUCCAGGUACUUAACCAAUUGGAGACGGGAUGGUGGGACGGUGUGAUCGACAAUGUCCGCGGCUGGUUCCCCAGCAACUACUGCACUGUCAUAACGGAUCCGGAUGACCUGGGUGAUAGAUUCUCACAUACCCACGAAGACAGCGAAGCCAGUACCGAAUCCGGUGUCGAGGAGGACUAUGAAGAUGAGCACCCAGGGGACGUGUUGUUCCCGGAUGGCAACCCCAGGCAUUCCCAGGCGACUAUCUCAGUCGACGGUCCGGAGAGCAACAGGGAGCAGGAAGAAGCGGCCUUUUGGAUACCGCAAGCGACUCCCGAUGGUCGAUUAUUCUACUUCAACACUCUUACCGGUUCUAGCACCAUGGAGCUACCCUUCGAGAACGCCAACCCCUCGACUAAAGAUACCGGCCCUCGUGAGCGGAAUAAUUUUUUCAUUCCCGACCAUACGCGCCCACCUCCGGAAUUGAUGGCAAGAGGAUUCGAACGAGAUGAAGAUGAGUACGAUGGUUCAGCGUCGGAAGCGGAAGGGGAGUCGUUGAUCCUCACGUCCCAGGACUCGUUAUCCCAAAGACGCCAGUCCUUCAUCGAUAGCGUGUCUCCCGCCACAUCCAUGGACUCUCUGAACCCUCCCUCUGCCAAGUCUGUGUGCGAGUUAAAGGGCAUUCAACAACCGACCAAAAAUGCACAAAUGAGUUCUGGCAUGACGGCAGCGAACAAUACUGCCUUUCUCUCGGAUAGCUACUCUAAACCUAUCUUCUCUGCGGCUGCCCCCCAACAUUUCGUUGACGAGGACACUUCUACUCCUCUCACCUGGGCUAUGCUCAUCGAUAACAUGCGUUAUUCGAUCGAAGCCUACCGGCAGACCCUUCGAAGUGGCGAUCGAUCCGAGUAUGUCAGAAAAGCCGAGGACAUUUCCGAUCAUCUCCGGAUGGUUCUGGCAGCCGGUUCUGAUACAACGGAUAAUCACUCCGGAAACCCAUCCAUCAUUUCAAGCAACAAAUCUUUGUACCCUCACUUCCGAGACAUGAUGUCGAAAUUCUCCAAGUUGGUUCUCUGGUCACAUAUCGCCUCCGGUGACUGGGCCGCGUUGGAUUCAAUACAUAAAUGUAUACAGGAGGCAGAUCGCGUCAUGCAGAGCGUGUACAGUUAUGUCGAUGUUGCGAAACAACAGCGUGGCGAGUCAAUUCGUCGUGUUACUCCUGGCUUUGUGAUAGGCAGCUCGUCCGGUGGGAAUUGGCAGGACAAUGGUGUCUCCCUGAAUCAGUCGGGCCCCGCAACGUUCUUAGACCAGGACGCUGGAGAGUCGAAGCCAGAGCCGGUGGUCCCUCUGGACUCGGCUUUUCUGGAUCAGCUCGAUGUCCUCAGGAGAUCAUUGGUGGGAAAUGUGCGCAGGCUUGAGGAGCGGUUGACGAUCAAACAGAAGAUCGUCACUGCUGCGGAACAUGAAGAGAUCGCUAAUUCGGUUGGGACCGCUGCGAUCGGCGUGGUCGAGCAGUUCCGCCCUUGGUCUGCUGCCGUUGAAUCUGUCAACUUGGCACCUUUGGGCACCAGCUUCCAGAAUCCCCAACUGGUUGAUUUUAGUAUGCAAAAACAAAGAGCCUACGAUGCGAUUGCGGAUUUCGUCCUGAGUUGCCAGGCGCUCUCGGCUCCUCUUUCUGACGAAUGGGCGGAGUUGCGUAACGAUUCCCUCGAAGAUCGUUUGAAUGCCGUGCGCGCUACUACCAGGCAGCUCGAUAAUUAUGUUUCCCAGAUUGGGUUCUCCCUGUCGCUAUUGCUUGAGCAGCUUCCUGAGUCGAUCUCUGCUUUCGAAAGUGAAAGCCGCCUUGAUGAGAAGCAUGAGCCAUCCAACCCCUCCGGUCGUGGAGAAUCGGAUGUCCCUGCGGGAACCAUCGGUAUCCCCUCGUCAUACCCUGUCGACAAUGAAACGGAUGUGCAGAAAGUCCGGCGGAAGAAUAUGGACAAAGCUGAGCGGUUCUUUGGCCAGGCUCCCCCGCCAACUAUCGACAGGGAAGCAAUCCAACCGAUCUUAAAGGAGCCAGAGGAAACGCCCUGGUAUCUUAAGAUUGACCACGAAGGUGAGGUGUUCUACGAUAUGAAGGGGAACAUCCCAUUAUUGAAGUGUGGAACUCUGGCUGGCUUGGUGGAACAUUUGACACGCCAUGACAGGCUCGAUACGUCUUUCAACAAUACGUUCCUGAUUACGUAUCGAUCUUUCACCUCAGCACCUGAGCUAUUUGAGAUGCUCGUCCAAAGAUUCAACAUUCAGCCGCCCAUGGGGUUGACGCCAGAUGAGAUGCAAACAUGGACGGAUAGAAAGCAGAAGCCUAUCCGUUUCAGAGUCGUAAAUAUCUUGAAAAACUGGUUCGAGCAUCACUGGAUGGAGCCCAACGACGAAGCUAGCAAGGAGAUACUUAGGCGCGCCCACGCAUUCACUGAGAAUUUUAUUGCCACAACGAAGACCCCUGGAUCUUCCCAGCUUCUUACCGUCAUCGAGCAGCGACUGCGAGGCCAAGAUAACACUUCCAAACGGCUAGUUCCUACGCCAAAUGCCACCGCACCACCACCGAUUAUCCCUAAAAACAUGAAGAAGUUGAAGUUCUUGGAUAUUGAUCCCUUGGAGUUUGCUAGACAAUUGACUAUCAUUGAGUCACGUCUUUACUCCAAAAUCCGUCCUGUUGAAUGUCUGAAUAAGACAUGGCAGAAGAAGAUACCCACCGGCGAUCCAGAACCUGCUGCCAAUGUCAAGUCAUUGAUUCUUCAUUCAAACCAAUUGACUAACUGGGUUGCCGAGAUGAUCCUUACACAGUCGGACGUGAAAAAACGAGUAGUCGUUAUCAAACAUUUUGUCAACGUUGCAGAUAAAUGUCGUGCUUUCAAUAACUACUCAACCAUGACAUCUAUCAUUUCUGCCCUGGGAACUGCCCCGAUUCACCGACUUAACCGGACAUGGGCACAUGUUAGCGGACGCACCCUAACGAUUUUGGAACAGAUGCGCAAGCUGAUGGCAAGCACUAAGAACUUUGGUGAAUACCGUGAAGCUUUACAUCUAGCGAACCCGCCCUGCAUCCCAUUUUUUGGUGUCUAUCUCACGGAUCUGACAUUCAUCGAAGACGGUAUCCCAUCUCUGACCCCGUCGGAGUUAAUUAAUUUCAGCAAGCGCGCGAAAACUGCCGAGGUCAUUCGCGAUAUUCAGCAGUACCAAAAUGUCCCUUAUCUUCUCCAAUCGGUCCCCGAAUUACAGGACUACAUUCUCAAUAAUCUACAGUCAGCGAAUGACGUGCAUGACAUGUACGACCGAAGCUUGGAGGUGGAACCCAGAGAGCGCGAGGAAGAAAAGAUUGCAAGACUUUUGUCUGAGUCGGGCUUCCUGUAAAUUGCGCCACCUGCAAUGUCGGUACUACCGACAUGUCGCGAAUAUUCUGCAUGUUUGCGAAUAGCGACAUCCCUUGUCAGGGUCGCAUUUGUCGGAAGGAUCGUCGGAUCCAUACCGGACGCCGCAGCGGGCGCCGUUCGAGUCUGUCGAAAAAAAAAAAACACGAAUGCAAAGCGGCAUUUUUCGAGAACGCCAUGGUGGCUUGACGUCUUAAAUUAAACCCAAGUCGAUGGGGUCAACAAGCCGCGCAAUGCACAAUGAUAGUGACGGCUUAGCAGUAAGUUUUAGGAUAAAGUUUUACGGUAGACCAAUGGUGCCGCACCGUCCACCCGAUGUGCCAUUGCCAAUCUCCGACCGUCGUUAUCUUCGACAGUCGCCGUGGCUGUGUUGAGAGAAAAGAACGCAACCCCUUGACGUGACAUUCGUGCAUGUGUCAUCCUAUGCGCUUCGCUCGCGUCUUCAAAAAAUUGAAGAGGAAGUUUUACAUGGAUUUCCAAUAUUUAAUUGCAUGGCCCACGCAACUGACCUGAACGAGCCAGCUCAUAUCAUUGCCAGUGAUAUUCUAGAAAGUCUACGCCAUAUGGAGAGGGACUUUAUGCAUCCGCUCCUGGACCGGUGUCCGGUUAUGGAACCUUAUCUUGAUCUUAGAAAAUCGUUCCCUAAUCGAGGAACUCAUCACUUGGCAUGGAAAAGAGAGUUCCUGACGUGGGACCUGAAUGGAUUGUGCUACCCUGUUAUCACUACAUACCUACUACACCAACCUGACAAACCUGACGGUACCUCUAUUUUAUUUCUUUUGUUUUUCUUCCCUUCUGCUUUGCCGAGUCCGCCAACAUGCGAACGGUGUUACAAGGGUUACUGUCUUCACCCUACUCCGAUCUUUUUUGCCAUCUCAUUUCCCCAGGCGGGACUAACCCCGCAUAAUUGCCAUUCCCUCCUUUGAUACCCUGAUCAACAUAUACCAAUCAUCUCUUUAUCCGUGUAUAGCUUACAUGCACAUAUAUAUCAAUUUUCUGGCAGACUUCGAUGUACACUACACUAUGACUUUCCUUUCUCUCUGCAUUCUAUUGAUGGGUGCUCCUUGUCUUUCUCUUGAAGAUAACUAAUUCCCCUCUAUUGUGCAUGGAUAUGACCGACCUGUGAUGAAGGAAAAAUGUACUGUUUCUAUU
Molecule: messenger RNA, 5369 nt
Organism: Monascus purpureus
Lineage: Eukaryota; Fungi; Ascomycota; Eurotiomycetes; Eurotiales; Aspergillaceae
Source: the annotation of a GenBank genome assembly